Messenger RNA from Cuscuta europaea, 7567 nucleotides. NCBI's taxonomy places the organism in Eukaryota, Viridiplantae, Streptophyta, Magnoliopsida, Solanales, Convolvulaceae. The record is from the annotation of a GenBank genome assembly.
AAAGGAAAGGAGUCAGGGAAGGAAAGAAGAAGAAUGGGAAGGAAAGAAGAAGGGAAGGAGUCGGGGAAGGGAUAAAAGAAAGGAAAGAAGAAGAAUGGGAAAAUAAAAGAGAAAAUAUAUUGUUUAGUUAAAAAUAUCACCAGCCCACUUAGCGCCAAUUAUCUUCAUGAUAAUAUCAAAUGUGGCCUUAUUUUAUAUUGACAGCAAAGAGCAAUUCAGCAAGUGUGGCCUUGAUGGAUCUUUGUAUGGAUCCGAAGAAAAGGCAGUUGAUGAUCGCACAAUUGGCCACAAUCCUGAGAGAUCAAGUCUCCUUAAAGGUGGCAUUGUCUACAGUAAUGCAGUAGUGUCUAAGUAUGAACUUCAAGAAUUUUUAAAGCCUAGCUUGCGAGUUUCAUCGCAAUCAAAGAAGCAAUCUCUUCAGCCAGAUGGUUUUCAAAGUUCAAGUUCAAUACAGAAAUCUGAAGGGCUGGUGGAAUUCAUUGGAAUCUUGAGGAUUAAAGUAAUUAAAGGGACAAACUUAGCUGUUAGAGACAUGCUCUCUAGUGAUCCAUAUGUCGUUUUGACUCUUGGGCAGCAGAAAGCACAAACUACAGUGAUGAAGAGCAAUUUAAAUCCAAUCUGGAACGAAGAGCUCAUGCUUUCACUUCCUCAAGAAUAUGGACCAUUAAAGCUGAGCAAAUUCGUUCCUGGUGACCUCAGCGUGGAUCGGAAGUUGUGUCGCAACCUCAGAAAUUAGUCAUUCCUGGUGUGGAUGGUCAGAACUAGAGCUAAAAUGGAGCAUCGAGUAGAUUCACUGGAGCGCAACCUUCUGGAAGUACGUACGAAGUUACAGUUGGAGUUGCGAUCUGCGAUGGAAAGUAUCAAUGCAUCUAUGGCCGCGAUGAAUGAAAAACUGGCGACCACAGUGGGAGCCAGAGGGAGAUCGCGAUCGCCGAUCAGCCCCGUACAUUCCAGAGGUAACUCGGUUCACUCUAAUACCAAUGAUCAUCGCCAUGGUGAUGUGUAUUCGAGAAUACCUGUACGUAAUGGUAGAAGGAUAGAUUUACCAUUGUUUAACGGGGAAGGAGCCUAUAACUGGAUUAUUAGAAUGGAAAGGUAUUUUCGAUUGAACAAUAUUGACGAGGAUGAAAAGGUUGAGGCAUCUAUGGUCGCUAUGGAGGAUAGAGCCUUGAAUUGGUUCCACUUGUGGGAAAAUCAGACUGAAGAAACGAGCUGGGAGACAUUGAAGAAAUCUAUUAUUCGUAGAUUUCAACCGGAGUUAAUUCAGAACCCUUACGGUCCUAUUCCGAGCCUGAAACAAACUGGGACCGUGCUGGAGUAUAGGGAGGAAUUUGAAAUGGUGAUGGCACCACAACAGAACAUGGAUACAGAUUUGCUGAAGGGGAUUUUCAUCACAGGUUUGAAGAAGGAAGUGAAAUCUGAAUUGAAACUGUAUGCUUCCAAAUCCUUAACUGAAACCAUGGAUAGAGCCAUAAUGAUUGAACAGAAGAAUGAGGCAGUCUAUUCUAAAAGAAAGGAGGAUGACAAAUUCAUGGGAAGGGAGAGAGGACCCAUACCAUUGAAGGUUCAGAACUGGGGAGAAGGGUACAAGUCCAAAUCGGGAAGUGCUGGCACUUACAACAGUGAGAAGAAUGGAUCAGGUAGUAGAAAUUCUCAGCCCUGGUUCAAUACUAAGGGGGCCAGAGUGACAGAGAUUCAUCCUUCAGGAAUAAAAAAGGUGGGCCCUCAGUUGUCCCAGGAGGAGUAUCAGGAGAGGAGUAAAAAGGGUCUAUGUUUCAAGUGUGGGGACAAAUGGAGUAGGGAACACACCUGCAAAUUAAAAAAUUACAAACUCAUUUUGGUGGAAUAUUCUGAGGAGGAGGCAGAAUGUGAGGAAGAAAAUGGGAGCAGUUCAGAUGAGGAAGAGGUUGUAAUGGAAUCCAAAUCCAUGCAACUAUCAUUGAUGAGCAAGGAAGGCAUUCCUUCCAUGAGAGCUUUUAAAGUGAAAGGUUACCUAAAAUGGAAGCUAGGAGAACAAGAAGUGGAUGUAUUGAUUGAUAGUGGAGCCACUCACAACUUCAUAUCCCAAGGGUUGGUAAAUCAAUUGAAAAUACCCUAUCAAAUCAUUACGGGAUAUAAAGUGCAGAUUGGGAAUGGAGAUAGAAUAGCUAACAAUGGCAGAUGUGAAGGGUUAGCUCUGUGUUUACAGAAAGCAGUGAUACAACAAGAUUUUUACAUCUUGGAACUGGGGGGAACAGAUGUAGUGCUGGGGAUGGAGUGGUUGGCAAGUUUGGGAGAUGUAGAAGUCAACUUCCAAAAGCAGACUAUAAGAUGGAAGGAACAGGGACAGGAGCAGUUGGUACAAGGGGAUCCACAGUUAAACUCUUUGGAAGUCUCACUGACAACCAUGACUCAAAUAUUACAAGAUGCAGGGGAUGGAUACUUGGUGUUUUGUGAAGGAAUAUCUGUAGUUUCAGUGGAAGGGGAAGCAGAAGAUGACACUUGGAAGCAAUUAUUGGCUGAAUUUCCAGAAGUGGUCCAACCUAGGAAGCAAUUGCCACCAAGAAGAAGUUGUGAUCAUGCUAUUCACAUUCAGGAGGGAGCUUGCAUUCCUAAUAUCAGACCUUAUAGGUACCCACAGUACCAGAAGACAGAAAUUGAAAGGAUUAUAAAAGAAAUGUUGAAUGAGGGUUUAAUUCAACACAGCAAUAGCCCUUAUAGUAGUCCUAUUCUACUGGCAAAGAAGAAAGAUGGGGGGUGGAGAUUCUGUGGUGACUACAGGGCUCUCAACAAAAUUACUAUACCCGAUAAGUAUCCUAUACCCAUCAUUGAAGAACUUUUGGAUGAAUUGGGUGGGGCAACCAUUUUUUCUAAGCUGGAUCUGAAAUCUGGAUACCACCAGAUAAGAAUGAAGGAGGAGGAUAGGCAGAAAACUGCAUUCAGGACUCACGAGGGGCAUUAUGAGUAUUUGGUAAUGCCCUUUGGUUUAACAAAUGCACCAUCAACUUUUCAAGCCCUUAUGAAUCAAGUGUUGAGGCCAUUUCUGAGGAAGUUUGCAUUGGUUUUUUUUGAUGAUAUCCUAGUUCACAGCAGAUCAGUGGAGGAACAUCAAGAGCAUUUGAGGAAGGUUCUGGGGGCUUUACAAGAUAAUCAGUUGGUCAUUAAUGCAAAGAAAUGUUCGUUUGGACAGUCUAAAUUAAUUUACUUGGGUCACAUUAUAUCUGGUGGGGGGGUAGCUGCAGACCCCACAAAGAUUGAGGCAAUGACAAUGUGGCCUGAACCCAAGGACUUGAAGGGGUUGAGGGGAUUUCUGGGACUGACAGGUUAUUACAGAAGGUUUGUGCAGGGAUAUAGCAAGAUUGCACUACCUCUAACACAAUUGUUGAAGAAAGAUAGUUUUCAGUGGGGACCAGAAGCUACCAAGGCUUUUGAGGAGUUAAAGAGAACUAUGACUACCCUGUCAGUACUGGCAACACCAGAUUUUGAUAAAAUGUUUAUAGUAGAGACUGAUGCAUCUGGGACUGGUCUGGGAGCUGUACUGAUGCAGGAAGGAAGGCCCAUUGCAUAUAUGAGCAAGGAGUUAUCUCAGAGAAAUCAGCAUAAAUCAGUGUAUGAGAGGGAGUUGAUGGCUAUAGUAUUAGCUGUCCAAAAAUGGAGGCCAUACCUCUUGGGAAGAAUGUUUGAAAUCCACACAGAUCAGAAGAGUUUGAGAUUUUUGACUGAGCAAAGACUAAUGGGGGAAGAACAACAAAAAUGGACUUCCAAACUAAUGGGGUUUAAUUUCAUUAUCAAGUACAAACCAGGAGUUGAAAACAGAGUUGCAGAUGCAUUAUCCAGAAGACCAUUCUUACAUUCCCUAUCAAUUGUUACUUGUCAAGAAUGGGAGGGGUUAGAAGAGGAAUUGCUGAAGGAUCCUAAAUGUUUGACAUUGUUUCAGAAUCUGGUUUCAAAGCCAGAUCAAUACCCAGACUUCCAGAACAAGAAAGGGUUACUCUACUACAAAGGGAAACUAGUGUUACCUAGUGCAUCUCCUAGAGUGACCAAAAUAUUGAAUGAAUAUCACAGUUCAGCAGUAGGAGGGCAUUCUGGGUAUUUCAGGACAAUGAAGAGGGUUUCUAAUUUGUUUUAUUGGCAGGGAAUGAGGAAGGACAUAAAGAAGUUUGUGGAGGAAUGUCCUACAUGUCAGACAAACAAAUAUCAAGCCUUAAAACCAGCUGGACUGAUUCAGCCUCUACCUAUUCCUCAAAAUAUUUGGACUGACAUCAGUAUGGAUUUUAUAGGAGGUCUGCCUACAUCACAGGGCAAGGACACUAUAAUGGUGGUAGUGGAUAGGCUGACAAAAUCAGCUCAUUUUUUGGCUCUAUCCCACCCUUUUACUGCAAAGGAAGUAGCUGAUUUAUUUACCAAAGAGAUUGUCAAAUUGCAUGGUUUUCCAAAAACCAUUGUUAGUGACAGAGAUCGAAUUUUUCUGAGUACUUUUUGGUCUGAAAUCUUCAAACUGGCUGGAACCCAACUCAAAUACAGUACUGCAUAUCACCCCAGACUGAUGGCCAGACUGAAGUGGUCAACAGAUGCUUGGAGACUUAUUUGAGGUGCUUGACAGGGAGUAAGCCUAAGCAGUGGGUUAAAUGGCUGGCAUGGGCUGAAUUCUGGUACAAUACAAAUUACCACAAUUCAUUGAAAAUGACACCUUAUAAGGCUCUAUAUGGGCAGGAACCCCCUACUGUGGUAAGAGGGGAUGUCACUUUAACUGCGGUGGAGGAAGUGUCUAAGCUAACUGCUCAAAGAAAUAUGAUACUUAAAGAGUUGAAGGAAAAUCUGGAAAAAGCCCAAAAUCAGAUGAGACAACAAGCUAACAAGCAUAGAAGGGAGGUGAUUCUAAAUGUGGGGGAUCAAGUUUAUUUGAAGAUUCAGCCAUAUAAACUUAAGAGUUUAGCCAAAAGAAUCAAUCAGAAACUCAGUCCUAGGUACUAUGGUCCAUUUGAGAUAAUGGAGAAACUCAGUUCUGUAGCCUUCAAACUUAAACUCCCAGAAGAUAAUAAAGUGCAUCCAGUGUUUCACAUUUCCCUACUAAAGAAGGCCCUAUCCCCUACAACUGUUUUUCAGCCUCUACCUAACUGCCUCAGUGAAGAAUGGGAACUACAAGUCAGUCCAGAGGAGAUGUUGGACUCAAGGAUGAACAAAGAAGGCAAGAUAGAGGUCCUAGUGCACUGGAAGGGCCUACCACAGUUUGAAGACUCUUGGGAACCAUUACAAGCUCUAGCAGAUCAAUUUCCAGGUCUUCACCUUGAGGACAAGGUGAAAUUUCAGGGGGGGAGUAAUGAUAGGCAGGUGUCCCAGCCUAUUAAAUAUUUUGAUAAGGUGUACAAAAGGAGGAAUAAGUAAUCAGUUGGGAUUCUUAUAAGGGGUAAGUUAGGCGGGUAUGCCUUAAGUGACGGGUGACUAUAAAUAGAAGGUAGAAGAGUGGAGUAAGGUAGCUGAGAAUUUGGUUGGCUAGUAGUUGGAGAUUGGGCAUCUCGAAUGGUCCAUGAGCUUGUAUACCUCUGUGGAUUUCUUCCGAAUUCAAUAAACAAUUCUAUAUACUGUUCUACUUUGAUUGUGUGUAUUCUAUUGUUCUGAAUUGAUCACUAGUGUCUAUCACUGCAUAGCCUGAAACCACUCAGGUGAGUCAAGAGCCUGUCUAACUGAUGUUGGCUCAGUAUGAGCUAGGAGCAAGGUUGGAUUAAGUCUAGGUUUUACUAUGCCUGAUUUAGCUCUAGUGUUCAUAGGAUGAACAUCGGAAGAAGGAACUAAAGAAAUAGGAGCAGUGAUGGUAGGUGGAGAAUUAGAGCUAGGUGACUCAGAAUUAGAGUGAGAUGACUCAGAGGUAGAAUGAGAUGAUUCAGAGUUAGAGUUAGAUGACUGAGAUGACUCAGAAAUAGAAUUAGAUGGCUCAGGUUGAGUAGUAGUAUUAUGUUGAGAGACUGAAAGAGAUGAUAAGUCUGAUACAGGAAUUAAUGAAGAUGAUGGGGUUUGCAGAAUUGUUAAGGGUGUGUUUGUAGGUAGGUUGGAUUGAGCAGAAGUAGUAUUUGGAGAAAACAAAUGAGUAUAAGGAAAUUUGAACUCAUCAAAAAUAACAUCUUUGGAUAUAUAGACUUUUCCAGUAGAAGCUAAGCAUUUGUAGCCUUUGUGUUGAGGACAGUAUCCUAAAAAGAUACAUUCUUCAGAAUGAAACUGAAAUUUGUGUUUAUUAUAUGGUCUGAUAAAAGGGUAGCAAGAGCAUCCAAAGACUCUUAAGAAGGUGUAAUCUGGAAUAGAUUUAUAAAGUUUAGUGUAAGGAACUAGAUUAGAGAUAGAAGCUGAGGGAGUUCUAUUGAUUAGAUGAACUGCAGUAGCAAAAGCAGCAUCCCAAAAUUUGAAAGGAAGUGAGGAAUGGGCUAAUAGACUUAGACCUUUUUCAACAAUAGAUCUGUGUUUUCUUUCAACUACAGCAUUUUGAUGGUGAGUAUGAGGACAAAUCAAUCUCUGUGUUAUGCCUUUUUCAGUAAGAAAGGAAGUAAAAGGCCUGAAUUCACCUCCCCUACUUGGACCUACGAUCAAUGAUGCAUUUGUUUAACCAUGAUGCUGAAUAUUUAUCUCUUAUUUCCUGAAUCAGCAAUACAUAUAGCUGAUUAUUUAAUGGGGCACUAUAUACUAUCGUAUAUUACUAUGCACAUGUUGCCAGUUAGAAACUUAUUUACAAUGAUAUUGAGUUCAGAAGUGUAAUAAAGCUUUAAUUAUUCUCCAAAUGAUAUUUUAAUUCAAUUGAACUUUAUGAGGUCAAUAUAUCCUUUGUUUGGCACAGAGGAUUUCCUGUUUGGCUGAAAUACAUGUCCUUGAUAGAAUUUGGAACUGACAAUCAGCCCUUCGUGUGUACUAUGCAGAAUUGUGCUCAAAGGAAUGCUAUGAGAUUGCCGAGAAAGCGGGAUCUUAAACGAGUUUGAGAAACGCAUGAGACCCGAAGUCAUCCUUCUACAUGAGAUUGGAGUGACAUCUGAAGAUGUUAGCUCGGUUGAUGAGAUUAAAGAGUCUCAAGGACAUGCACCGGCGACCAGUUUGAUGACCCGAGUCAGCUUAAAGGGCUAAAUGUCUCAUAUUUCCUGGUUGGGUCAGCAAAAUAAACUAGAUCUGUUGUAACCAUAGUGAUCGACAAUGCCUAAUCGCCGCAGAAUGCCUAGGAGGCUUCAGGUGAGUCGAUUGAGCAUGGCAGUUCUCCUCCAUUGACUAAGAGUUGGUCAUGCUUGAUGGUGGUCUUCUUAAGUCAUGCAGAGACAUAUUGCCCUUUGGUUCUCCUGGUACCGGGAAAGCUAUGAUGGCCAAGGCAAUCUCAAAUGAAUCCGGAGCAAGCUGGAGAACACCAAGUCAUGUACAAUAUUAAGAAGUUUAAAGUUCAUGACAUGCAAUGUACCAACACAUGUAAUGUUGAUGAGGCAGAGUGAAAAAUAAUUUAAAUGCACUAUUAUUUAGAAUAUAAAAAUUACUUGAAUUGUGUAAAUUUCAAAUCUUUAUAAAAACAAGUAGGAAAAUUUGUCUAAAAAGUUUUUUUUCUUCAUGUAAUUAUAAAUUUGGC